AUGUCGACGAUAAGCAGAUCUCGAACAAGUCUUUCUCCUGCCACCUCUGAAAGAUCUACACUUCCUAUGGGCGCUUCCGCUGAGCCAGGCAGCCCGGAGUUCCAACCCUUAGAGCCGACAAGGGAGCAGUUGCUUGCACAUUUCUUCGAGAGAUUCAAAUUCUACACCUCGCUCUGCCUUGGCACGUCAGCUAUACUCGCUGUAUUCGCAUUCUUAUUCUUAAUUCCGUUCGUAGUAGAGCCAGCUAUACAGACGAUACUGGCUGAAUUUGCACCAGAAGCUGGUAUUUGCGCUGUAUCGGAUCACGUGUACGCUAACACUCUAACGAACUGCACAUGGGCUUCCUGCCGAGAGGGUUGUACCACUACCCAUACAAAAUGCCACAAAAUCCGCGUGAAUCUAGCAAGGCGACCAUUCGAAGACAAUACUCCUGUGCCGACUGAAUGGGACGCUACAGAUUUGAAAUUUCUGAUAAAUCCCGAAGGUUGCGGUUAUCCGCCGCGAGUGAAUUGUUCAGAAUUUGCAAACGAUUACGCCGGAAAGAAAGCACCUAAGAUUUUCCCUUGCUACUACAGUAUGACGAGACCAGACCUUGUGGUGGCGAGAUACUCCUGGGACACAACUAUCAGGGGUCUGGUUUUGGCUCUGGUGCUGCCGACAACGGUCUUCGUCUUCAGUCUCAGUGUACUCGCGUACUGGCAUUGCCAUUGCUGCGACAGAGCCUGCAAUAGGCGGGUGCACGCAGAAUCCUAUGCUAGCAAAGAAGAUAGCAAGCUCCUGUGUGAACUUGACGAAGAUCCCAGUGACGACGUGUUCUGACGGCGAACUACCACCGCCCGCCGUCGCGCCUCGCCAAGAAACGAUGGUUACACACAGCUGUAAACACACAAACAUACAUACCAUCAAACUAUAUAUCACAAUGACGUGCCGUUCUACUCAGACUCAGGCUUGCGAGCAAAUUGUGUAAAAAAAAAAACGUCUCUAUAUUCAAACUUGGGGCUAGGCCGGGUAGUUAAGGAUCUAAUCGUGUUUCGCUACGUUUAAGUAUUCGAUGUAAAAUCCGUUGGUUGAUGCUUUAAGUCUAUCAUGUGGUUCAAUAAAUAUUUUAUUAAUUAAAUAAAAAAUGUACAAAUAUUAUAAAAGAAUCAAGUUUAUAAUAAAAUUAAAAUAUUAAUAGUUUGCAUGUCGUCGGUAGCUUUUUAACGCAAUCAAAUAUUCUAUUAUAUAAUAUAUAAAACCUCUUUGAAUAUGUCACGCCACGGUCGAGUAACCGUCUUUGUGGCCAGAGCCUACCGUACUCACCUAAUGCACCUUUAUUAAUAGUUGUAAGUAAGAUUCUAUACAGAUAUUCAUUUAUUUUUAAACAUAGACAAUAAUUAACGAAAACCCAUUUUAAAAAUUAUUUGCAGAUUAAUGCAUUUUUAAUACGUUGUAUAGAAAUUGAUUAAGGACUUCGUUAAAUUUAUCUGCCUAUAUCAGAAUAUUAGCAACCACUCCCAUGUAAAUAUGAUUGAAAUCUAUUCUCAUAUAAGAUAUUUCGCUAACCACUACGCAAGACGUCUGCGUGUAUUUAAAAAUAAAAUUAUAAUUAGGGUAACAUCAUAUUAAAAAUACAUCUCAUAUCGAUAUAUUAAUAACAAUAUUUAUAUUAUUUAGUAUCAAAUUUCAUUAUAAUUUUUUUAUCUUCUUUUUUUCUUCAAUACACAAAACUCUGACGCCUUAGACAAAUCGCCUGCCAGAAGAUUGUGAUAUUUAAGCUUAAUUGUAACGAAAAAUAUUAAAUAUCAAUUAGAAUUAGGCUUCGUGUGAUAACGUUGUUAUAGUGUCGUUAAGCGGACGUGACCGCGCGCAUGACUUACAGAACCCGGACGCACGCGCAUGAGGCGCUCAGCAUGUUGGAAAAAAAAAUUGAAAUUUGAAAUAAAAAAAUAAACAUAGUAAUAUAUUAUUCCUGUUAUAAUUAUUUUUGUGAUAUCGAUAUUUCUCACGGUUGUUGUUCAUUUAAAUUAUAUCAAUUAUUCUUAUCGUCUUAAUGGUAAUAUUUUGUAAAUACAAUACUUUAUUGUGAUGUUUGUGUAAAUAUAACUUGAGUUCUAAUUUUUUUGCAUCGCCGCAUACACCGGAUGAAUAAAGCUUUUGUUUAUAA
This is a messenger RNA of Danaus plexippus (monarch butterfly), 2146 nucleotides long. It is a transcript of the gene Teh2, whose product is annotated as protein tipE. Bases 1 to 819 code for a protein of 272 amino acids. Gene Ontology annotation, molecular function: sodium channel regulator activity. The record is from RefSeq and is a predicted model, not a curated record. NCBI's taxonomy places the organism in Eukaryota, Metazoa, Arthropoda, Insecta, Lepidoptera, Nymphalidae. Gene Ontology annotation, biological process: regulation of sodium ion transport. The transcript is spliced from 2 exons.